AUGCGUCCUGAGGGUCGGGCAAUGGCGGCGCCCACGGAAUCGCUGCGGAAACGGAGGCGCGGAGACGCGGACGCGCGGCCUGGGUCUCCUGCCGCGCCGGUGGGUGAGCCCGUGGGCUUCCAUGGCCGCCUCCGCGAGGGCACCUUCUGGCUGACCAGGGUCGUGCUCCUGAGAGCCCUAGCUUUCGUUUACUUUGUGGCGUUCCUGGUGGCCUUCCAGCAGAACAAACAGCUAAUCGGAGACCAGGGCCUGCUGCCCAGCCGGCUGUACUUGAAGAGCAUCCAGCAGCACUUCAAGGGAAGGAUCGGCUGGGAGACCCUGAGCGCUGCACCCACCCUCCUCUGGUUCCUGGACUGGUCAAACAUGGAUGCCAGCCUGGACUGUCUGGCCGUGGCCGGCCUGGGCAUCUCAUCCUUUGUCUUGGUAGCCGGCUGUGCCAACAUGGUCCUCAUGACUGCCCUCUGGGUCCUCUACAUGUCGCUGGUUAACGUGGGACAGAUCUGGUACGCUUUUGGAUGGGAGUCCCAACUACUGGAGACGGGAUUCCUGGGGAUCUUCCUGUGCCCUGUGUGGACGCUGUCCCGCCUACCCAGACACACCCCCACAUCCCACAUCGUCAUCUGGGGAUUCCGCUGGCUCAUUUUCAGAAUCAUGCUCGGAGCAGGGCUGAUCAAGAUCCGGGGAGACCGGUGCUGGUGGGAGCUGACGUGUAUGGACUACCACUAUGAGACCCAGCCAGUGCCCAGCCCCACAGCCUACUACCUGCACCGCUCCCCCUGGUGGAUCCACCGCACGGAGACCCUUGGCAACCACCUGGUGGAGCUCCUGGUGCCCUUCUUCCUGCCCCUGGGACGGCGCCUGUGUCUGCUCCAUGGUGCCCUGCAGAUCCUAUUCCAGGUACUCAUCAUCCUCAGCGGGAACCUGAGCUUCCUGAACUGGCUGACUAUCGUGCCCAGCCUGGCCUGCUUUGACGAUGCCGCCCUGGGCUUUCUGUUUCCCUCUGGACCUGGGGGCCUCAGACAUGGCGUCCUGCAGCUGCAGAAGGAGGAAGCCCGGGGGGCCUGGCCACCACAGACUAGAGGCCGUGUGCUGCGGCGGGCCGUCCACCUCUCAUUGGCUGCCCUCAUCGGCUGCCUCAGCGUCCCUGUAGUCCUCAACCUGCUCAGUUCCCAGCAGGUGAUGAAUGUCUCCUUCAACCCACUAAGGAUCGUCAACACCUAUGGGGCCUUUGGAAGCAUCACCAAAGAACGGACAGAGGUCAUUCUUCAGGGCACGGCCAGCCCCAAUGCCAGCGCCCCGGAAGCCGUGUGGCUAGACUACGAGUUCAAGUGUAAGCCGGGCGACCCCCGGCGGCGGCCGUGCCUCAUCUCCCCUUACCACCACCGCCUGGACUGGCUCAUGUGGUUCGCGGCCUUCCAGACCUACGAGCAGCAUGAGUGGAUCAUCCACCUGGCCGGCAAGCUGCUGACCAAUGACGCCGGAGCCCUGUCCCUGCUGGCCCACAACCCUUUCGCCGGCAGGAUGCCCCCCAGGUGGGUCCGUGCCGAACACUACCGAUACAAGUUCAGCCGUCCCGGGGGCCAGCAUGCCGCGGUCGGUGCGUGGUGGGUCCGGAAGAGGAUUGGACCCUACUUCCCCCCACUCAGCCUCCGGGACCUGAGGGACUACUUUGAGGCCAGGGAGUGGCCACACCCAGAGUCCACCUAG
Molecule: messenger RNA, 1707 nt
Organism: Chrysochloris asiatica (Cape golden mole)
Lineage: Eukaryota; Metazoa; Chordata; Mammalia; Afrosoricida; Chrysochloridae
Gene: LMF1
Product: lipase maturation factor 1
Exons: 11
Coding region: 1-1707 (568 amino acids)
Biological process (GO): protein maturation
Cellular component (GO): endoplasmic reticulum membrane
Source: RefSeq, a predicted model, not a curated record